AUGCUUAGCAAACUUAGCGUAAUUACUGCCCUUGUAACAAUUGGGUUAAUCUCCUACAGCGUAAAUAGCAUCAAUUUUGAUUAAAUCGAAACUAAACUUAGAAAUUUCAGACAGACCAUUGAAAAUAGCAAGACCUUUCAAAAUAUUUAAAAUGACCCCAAUCUCAACCCAAUCAAGGUUUUAGAUGAUGUACAGAGAAAGAAAUACACCUUGAAUAUGGAUCCAAAUAUCCCUGAGAUCUAUAGUCUUAGUUCAUGGAUUAGUGAUUUGAAAACAAAUCCUAAACUUGGUUCUUUGAAAAUUAAUUAACUAGCUCUUCCAGGUGCUCAUCAUGCUGGUCUUACUAAUGUUAUUACAAAUGAAACAGUCAUCUCAAGCAUGUUCGAUAAGAUUGGGCUUCAAGCAACUUACAAGGAGAAAGAAAGUGACAAGUAAUUCAUUUAAAGCACUGUGAAUUCUCUUUUUGUUCCACAUAGACAUGAUAUAGAUGAUAUGCUAUUCCUGGGAGCUAGGUAUCUAGACUUAAAAGUUGCCACUGAUUAAACUAAACCCUCUCAAGUCUAUCUUGCUCAUUGUCUCUUAUCAAAUAUCACACUCUAAUCUGCACUUAUAUCAAUUAACAAGUUUAUUAAGAAAAAUCCAGGUGAAAUAAUCAUCAUUGACGUUUCUUAAGCAUAUUAUCCUCUUGGAAACUCAGGCGGAUAAGUCUCAUCCUAUCUCUUAGAUUCAAUUAUCAGAGAAAACAUAGAUCCUCAGUAUAUUUUAACUAGAUAGAGUGUAAGCAAGCCCAUUUCAAGUUAUGGUGGUGUUUAUAUUACUGGAUAUACCUCUUAGAUAUUUUCAACAAUUGUCUUGAAAUCAAGCUGGCAAUUAACAAAGGGUGACAAUUCUAUGCAGGUUGUUACUAACCUAAAAAAUUACUAUGAAAGUGGUGCUUAUGUUAAACAGCAACCCUUAGAUUACGAUUUUCUCAAGAGCAAUACCUAUUUAACUCCUUCUGAGACUACUUUAUAACAAACAGUUAUAUAAGAAGCAGAUUCGGAGGGAAGACAAUUUCCUCUAGAUCCACUUGUUAGCGCUGAGUAUAUCCCUGCUGAUAACAUUCAAAGCUCUCGAUUAACUAACCCACUCUUCUUCAAUACUCUCAAUAGAUCACCUAAGAUGUAUCAAGCAUUGAGUAUUAUAGAAAUGGCUGAUUUUAACUCUGGGGAUUCUAUCAGAGUAAUUUAGUUGAAUAUCAACAGACACUUCUGA
Molecule: messenger RNA, 1254 nt
Organism: Stylonychia lemnae
Lineage: Eukaryota; Ciliophora; Spirotrichea; Sporadotrichida; Oxytrichidae
Source: the annotation of a GenBank genome assembly